This is a messenger RNA of Drosophila willistoni, 807 nucleotides long. RefSeq lists its product as uncharacterized. The record is from RefSeq and is a predicted model, not a curated record. Lineage: Eukaryota; Metazoa; Arthropoda; Insecta; Diptera; Drosophilidae. The transcript has a single exon. Bases 1 to 807 code for a protein of 268 amino acids.
AUGUUACCGUUGGCUACGGAGCAAAUCACAUUGCUCACUUCGCUGGAGAAGUCAUUGGCGCGGUAUAAAUCGGAGGAGUCGGGACACACCGAGAGUCAUCUGGAAGCCAGAUUGGACUCGAUUGCCCACCUUCACGCAGAUUUUCAGCGCAAUCAUCACCAACUGGAGCAAGAACGAGAUAAUGCGGAGAUAAAGGGCAGAUAUUUUGACAAAGACAUCAGAGACUGUUUCGAAGAAACCUACAUAAUGGGAGUAGCUGAGAUUCGAAAUAAGUUGCAGAGACAUAAGGAUCGGAGAAUCCCGGCGUCGACUGCAUUUGAUGAGUCUUGUUUGCAUCAGACGGUGCAUGAACAAAUGGGACCAUGUUUGGAGGAAGUGAAACUCCCAACAGUUAAACUGCCUACCUUGAGCGGGAAAUUUAUUGAGUGGCCGGCGUUUAAAGAGGUGUUUUUAACAAGAGUACACCACUGCGACAAGCUGACGGUCUUACAUCGUUUUCAUUAUUUGAAGGAUUCAUUGGUUGGAGACGCAGCAAAGGAUAUUGAACAUCUAACGCUAAUAGCGGCGAACUAUGAAGUGGCUUGGAGAAUGUUGAUGAAUUUGUAUGAUAACAAACAAAUGUUAUUUUUACAUUACAUGGAUGUGUUCGAUCAGCAAUUACCAAUAAAAUAUGGAGAUGCGGAAAGUUUGAGAAGAUUUGUGCAAACUUCCCGCUCAUGUGUGAAUUCAUUGGAGAAGACUGGUGUGAAUGUGCGACAACAGUCUGAAAUUUUAGUAUACUACAUGAUGAAGAGAUUACCGAAUUAA